AAAGUGCCCCCCCCAGCAAUGGUCCUCCCUGUGGAGCUGGUCCUAGCUUUCCAUACCCUGAUAAGCAUCCUGAGUCCCCAGGGAGUAUGGGCCAUCAAGGCAGACCACAUGGGCUCCUACGGACCAGCCUUCUACCAGUCUUAUGAUGCUUCUGGGCAGUUCACGCAUGAAUUUGAUGGGGAACAAAUUUUCUCUGUGGACCUGAAGAACAGGGAGGUCGUGUGGCGUCUGCCUGAGUUUGGGGACACCCUAUACUCAGACUUUCAGAGUGGCCUGACAAGCAUCGCCAUGAUCAGAGCUCACCUGGACAGCUUGGUGGAACGCUCCAACCGAACCAGAGCCAUCAGUGUGCCUCCCAGGGUGACUGUACUCCCCAAGUCUCGUGUGGAGCUGGGAAAACCCAAUGUCCUCAUCUGCAUCGUGGAUGAUAUCUUCCCCCCUGUGAUCAAUGUCACCUGGCUGUGCAACAACCAGCCUGUCACUCAGGGAGUGGCCCAGACCAGCUUCUACUCCCAGCCUAACCACAGGUUCCGGAAGUUCCACUACCUGACCUUUGUGCCCACGGUGGAGGACAUGUAUGACUGCAGGGUGGAGCACUGGGGCCUGGACGAGCCACUCCUCCAGCACUGGGAGCCCCAGGUGCUUACCCCACCACCAGAUACCACGGAGACCCUGGUCUGUGGCCUGGGCCUGGCCCUCGGCUUCAUGGGUUUCCUUCUGGGCACCGUUCUCAUCAUUACAGGCAUGCCCCCACCAAGCGUCCGCAGAUAACUACUACUCUGAGAGAAACCAUGGAUUCCUGGCAAGCUUCUGGAAGCUUCUGCAUGCCCAGCCCCAGCCUGCUACAGUGUUGAUCUCCAGUCGCAUCAACCUCUGUCCCUCAGGUUCCCCAUUUUCCAGCCCCCAAACUCCCAGCAGAGCUUGCUGGGCACAGUCUGCUCCCCUCCUACCGCAGUGCAUUCCCAGCUCCAAGUCAUCUGGCAGCGGCACUAAAUUCUCUGAAUGGUG
Messenger RNA from Phodopus roborovskii (desert hamster), 1008 nucleotides. Its product is annotated as HLA class II histocompatibility antigen, DO alpha chain. The transcript has 5 exons. Bases 19 to 771 code for a protein of 250 amino acids. Gene Ontology annotation, molecular function: MHC class II protein complex binding. The record is from RefSeq and is a predicted model, not a curated record. Lineage: Eukaryota; Metazoa; Chordata; Mammalia; Rodentia; Cricetidae. Gene Ontology annotation, cellular component: membrane; MHC class II protein complex. Gene Ontology annotation, biological process: immune response; antigen processing and presentation of exogenous peptide antigen via MHC class II; positive regulation of T cell activation.